CUUUGAAGAGGAGAAACAAGAUAUCACCCUAAUUCAUAGUCUGUAUCGUAAUUGGUGGUGAAUUUUAGAGGCUCUUCACAUAAAUUCAAUCGUAUAUGAAAAUUCAGGUGUCAUGGGGUCCUUUGCCUGCUGAAGCUAGUCCCUGAGUUUGUCAACCAUGAAGAUCCAUUGUCUCUUCUUCAUAUUACCAGUUUUAUUCUCGUCACCUACUCCAGGUCUCUCUGGAAGGGUUCUGUUUCCUCUAUCUUGUAUUGGGAGCAGUGGCUUCUGUUUUCCAUUCAGAUGCCCUCAUAACCGGGAAGAGAUUGGCAGAUGUUUCUUCCCCAUACAAAAAUGCUGCAGAAGACAGAAGUAGAAAUAAGGAAAGCCAACUGCCAAGACCAUGGUGGAGCGGGAAGCCGCUCCCCUAAG
Molecule: messenger RNA, 411 nt
Organism: Canis lupus familiaris (dog)
Lineage: Eukaryota; Metazoa; Chordata; Mammalia; Carnivora; Canidae
Gene: DEFB4A
Product: defensin, beta 4A
Exons: 3
Coding region: 158-355 (65 amino acids)
Biological process (GO): cell chemotaxis; defense response to bacterium
Cellular component (GO): extracellular region
Molecular function (GO): chemoattractant activity; CCR6 chemokine receptor binding
Source: RefSeq, marked provisional